This is a messenger RNA of Dentiscutata erythropus, 315 nucleotides long. The record is from the annotation of a GenBank genome assembly. NCBI's taxonomy places the organism in Eukaryota, Fungi, Glomeromycota, Glomeromycetes, Diversisporales, Gigasporaceae.
AUGAAUUGGGAUUAUCUAUUUGAUUUUACAUUUGUAGAAAAACACGUUCGAGUAAUUAAUCAGUGCAGAAAGAUUGUUUUAGAGAAACCAAAAAAUAUUGAGUUAUAUUAUGGAUUACAUACUAAUUUUAGAUUUGGACAUCCGAUAUUGAAAGAAUGUGUUAGAAAAAUAGUUGAAGAAUUAGGUGGACGAAAAAGCUUUAUCAGUGUUCAUCUAAGGGUUGGCGAUGAACGUUUUAAUUCUGAACUUUUUGGAGAUCAGCUUGAUGAUUCGAUAUUAAGCCUAUUAAUUAAGGAGGUGGAAGAAUCCCUAUGA